AUGACUGUGUUUAAAAACUGCCCGUUGGCAUCAGCUCAGCACCAGAGGCAGCAGAAGCUAGUGCAUGUGCUAGAGGGCUUUCCUAGCAUCUACAUCAUCGCUGACGUGCUAAUUGCGGGUGAAGGUGUGACGCAGGAGGAAGCAAUCAUGUCACGAAGAAGCGCUCGACUGGUAGACCUCUGCUCACGUAAAAGGGAAAGAGUUCGUCCUCAAGUCUCGGAGGAGAUGAUAUCUCCUGUAGAAGACGAGUUCCCCAUCUGCAACAGUAACACUUUUGAUGCAGAAGAAGAGUGCAGUAAGAUAAAACUGCUAAUGUCCAUCUUAUAUGGAAUUUUAGUCAUCUUCACUGUUGGAUUGCCAUUUCUGAUUAUUGCUAUGAGCAUGUAUGGCGCAGAACUGCAUUUUAAAACACCGUGUUUUAAAGACAUGCACGAGGAUAAUUUCAAAUUAAAGUGGAAAGAUCUGCCAGAAGCAGAAUUUCUGCCAAAUGUGGCUCUGGCAUCACUAGGAGCAAGAAUUAUAACCGGCAGGACCUCAGCAUCAUACGAGUGGAUAAAACCAUCUUUAUUCAACUUCCUUCAAACACGCAAAUUAGUUUCACCAGGAGUUGUAAUACAGGGAUCAUCGAAUCUACUUCCUGGAAGCUGCUGGUCCUUUACUGGUCAGCAAGGACACAUAACUAUAUUCCUGUCUCACAAAGUCCCCAUUAGCCACGUGACACUGGGUCACAUAUUAAAGUCGGUGUCUCCAUCUGGCACCACAUCAAGUGCUCCUAAGGAGUUUUCUGUCUAUGGAAAAAAAACACUAGAAGAUGAGGGAACUCUCCUUGGUACCUUUAUGUAUGAUAAUGAUGGAGACCAGUUUCAAACCUUUAAGAUAGAGGACCAUAAUGAGGACCUGUUCAGUUUUGUAACGUUAAAGGUGAACAGCAAUUGGGGCGAGCCGAAGUACACUUGCCUGUACAAUUUCAGAACUGUGGUACCUUUGUCACGGGUGGCGGGUGGCGUGCGGCCCAAUAAGACCGACACUGCCACCAAGAUUCUUUUUGUUCAGGGGGAGCAGAAUUCAAAGCCACACACGUGCAGUGUUGUUCCCAUCAUUGAAGACAAGUAG
Messenger RNA from Melanotaenia boesemani (Boeseman's rainbowfish), 1113 nucleotides. Its product is annotated as sperm-associated antigen 4 protein-like. The transcript is spliced from 9 exons. The record is from RefSeq and is a predicted model, not a curated record. Lineage: Eukaryota; Metazoa; Chordata; Actinopteri; Atheriniformes; Melanotaeniidae. Gene Ontology annotation, molecular function: protein-membrane adaptor activity. Gene Ontology annotation, biological process: nuclear envelope organization. The coding region runs from base 1 to 1113 and encodes 370 amino acids. Gene Ontology annotation, cellular component: meiotic nuclear membrane microtubule tethering complex; nuclear envelope.